GACUUGGGGAAGAAACAAGCGUUUGUUGGCGUGCCAAAGGCGAACAGCCAUGCACCUGAAUCGGGAGGACGAGGAGGGAAAAGGUUCUUUGUCUCUGUGUGUGUUCCUAGUAUCGUUGGGAUUAACGGUGUGUGUUGUGUGGCUGGUGGCACUAUGCGGGAUCUGUGGAUGGUGCCAACGCAAACUGGGGAUGAGGAAUAAGCCGGGGGUGGAGACAGCGGGGACCCCAGACUCGGUGUCUGUGUCGGGGAGAGGCCGAGGAGAAAAUAAAGCCCUCAAUGAUUUAGACAGGGACUUUUGGAAUAACAACGACAGCAGUUCUGUGCAGCAGCGCUGGAGCUCCUAUCCACCCAAGGAGUUCAUCCUCAACAUGUCCCCCUACACCCCUUAUGGAGACCCUCGCCUCACGCCCAAUGGAUCGCUGGAGAAGGGGGAGGCGGGUGGGGGGGCAGUGGGGGGUCCCAGUCGCAGUGACAGCUGCAUAGGCGCAGGGACCAGCAAGUCCGGGAGGUGGCAAACUGUCCAGAGCCACCUGCACUCCGGCAGCUUGAGACCCAACAAUUUUGGUGACCCCUCUCUUUCCACCACCUCCACUUUGGAGCAUAUCCCGUCCUCAGCAGCCCGCCCCAGGCCCCUGGUCAGGCAGCAAAGCCUCCAGCAGCCCCUAACCCACCAGCCCCCGCCAGGCCCCAACGACCCCCCAGCCACCUCCCAGAGUCUGGGCCAACUGCACACCGGGCCCGUGGGUGCGGGCCACCGGGGGGGCCCGCGGGGGGUGCGUGGUAGCCCGGCUGGGGCAGGGGCGUCCCGCUACAGGUCGGGUGGAGGGGCACGAUCGCGGUCCAAUCCUGGAAGCUUUGACCACGUGAUGGGACAGAUCCGGACCAGAGGCAUGGACGUCAAAUCAUUCCUAGAGGGGAAGAUGGUUGUGCUGUCCCUCGCUAUCGGAUUGGCUGAGCAAGAUGACUUCGCCAACCUUCCAGAUCUACAGGAGGUACCAGCCAACCAGGAAACACCUCCCACUGACAAAAGAUCUAAUAAACCCGGCAGCAGCCCCAAAGGUCAGACCCCAGAUGAGAGCAACCGCCGGACAGACGCGAACUCUUCCGUCUCAGACCUGGCCAACUCCGUCACGAGUGAUCUGGUGAUGUUGUCCCCAGGAUCUGAGGAAGAGGAACACGAAGGACCCGUGUGCGAGAAGUUGGGACGCAUCCAGUUCAGCGUGGGAUACAGUUUUCAGGACUCCACACUAACAGUAAAAAUCCUGAAGGGCCAGGAUCUACCUGCGAAAGACUUUUCUGGAACUUCAGACCCAUUUGUCAAACUCUACCUUCUGCCAGACAAGAAGCACAAACUUGAGACCAAGGUCAAAAGAAAGAACCUCAACCCUCAUUGGAACGAGACAUUCCUAUUUGAAGGGUUCCCAUUUGAGAAGGUGGUGCAACGCACAUUGUACCUGCAAGUGCUAGAUUAUGACCGUUUUAGCAGAAAUGACCCUAUAGGAGAGGUGUCCAUCCCCCUGAACAAGAUGGAUCUGGCCCACAUGCAGACCCUCUGGAAGGAGCUGAAACCCUGCAGCGAUGGAAGUGGGAGUCGAGGAGACCUCCUUUUGUCUCUGUGUUACAAUCCCACUGCCAACACCAUCACUGUGAGCAUCGUCAAGGCACGCAAUCUCAAAGCCAUGGACAUCGGGGGAACAUCCGACCCCUACGUCAAAGUGUGGCUGAUGAACAAGGAUAAACGAGUGGAGAAGAAGAAGACGGUGGUGAUGAAGAGGUGUUUGAACCCAGUAUUUAAUGAGUCCUUCCCCUUCGAUGUCCCCGCUCACGUCCUCAGAGAGACAACCAUCGUCAUCACAGUCAUGGAUAAGGACAGACUGAGCCGCAAUGAUGUCAUAGGCAAGAUCUAUCUCUCAUGGAAGAGUGGCCCAGCAGAGGUAAAACAUUGGAAAGACAUGAUGAGUCGUCCGCGCACUGCUGUUGCCCAAUGGCACGCUCUCAAAGCUUGAAGGACCCGCCCACCAAAAUUUGUUUAUGGAGAUUCUUUCUUUAUUCACUGCUUUUAUUUUUUCCCACCAAAAAGAGGCUAAGCACUGCCAAGAAGACUGGGAGAGAAAGUCUUGCAUAACUGAGGUAAACAGACUCGUUUUCCUUGAGAAAAAGUUUGACAACUCGACUGUUCUCUGAACAGCUGGACCGCGGAACAGGGUGACUUCUAUCAACUUCAAUCGCU
Rhinichthys klamathensis goyatoka is the source of this 2232-nucleotide messenger RNA. RefSeq names its product synaptotagmin VIIb (gene syt7b). Bases 50 to 2008 code for a protein of 652 amino acids. The transcript has 14 exons. NCBI's taxonomy places the organism in Eukaryota, Metazoa, Chordata, Actinopteri, Cypriniformes, Leuciscidae. Gene Ontology annotation, biological process: vesicle fusion; calcium-ion regulated exocytosis; regulation of calcium ion-dependent exocytosis. Gene Ontology annotation, cellular component: membrane; synapse; synaptic vesicle. Gene Ontology annotation, molecular function: phosphatidylserine binding; calcium-dependent phospholipid binding; SNARE binding. The record is from RefSeq and is a predicted model, not a curated record.